GUUUUGUGCUGAGUGAGGUUACAAUGGGUCCGUGGGAUGACAAGGACGGGCAGGACAACAUGGCGUCAGCGCCACCCGCCUCCUGUAUCAGCGCGGAACAUGGCUGUGUCAUGUUUGACUGCCUCUCUCAUCUGUGGGAAUGGCUUGAUCCACCGAUAUCCCAGUCCCAGUUCCCGAUGGAGAACAAAAAGACAGCGCCGGCGACGCAACAGCCGCUCACCCAGCAACAUAUCAUGGCACACCAUGUCCAUCCCGAUCAGAUAUAUUCUUCACAAUACACUCAAAUUCCAACACAUGCCGCCACUCAAACCAAUCAAAUACAACCAAAUGGUGUCAUGCACCAACUCUUACAGAGUCAAUAUCAAUCGAACAUGAACGCUAGAUCUCCGCUUUUAGAAAAUAGACACGAAUUAUACGGCACUGGGCAUAAUCGAGAAUACGCGAGGCAUUACGGCGCAAAUGAUAACUAUAAUUAUCCACAGUCCCCACCCGGACAAGAGAGAACUGAAAUUCACAUCGACCAAAAUGUCAAUCACGAUAUCCUUCACAAUAUCCCCAAAGGAUACAACGCUGAAGUCUAUCAAGAUUAUUUGAAACGUAACCCACCGAAAGAUACCAAUCAAAUAUACCAAAAUCAUCAACCGACUUACAGGCCUAAUGCUAAUCAAUACGGUUCAAAACCGUAUUUACCUUAUUCGAGUAGAAUUGGACCACAGAGUAACACAGAACUGUUGAGAAGACAGUAUAAUGAAAUACAACAAAUGAAAAUGCAACAACAGUUACAUUAUCAAAAUCAAGCUCAGAUGCAUCAACAACAAAAAUUCGCUGAACGGCAACUUCUUCUACAACAGAUACAUGGAGUACAACCGCCACCGAAUUUACAGAAUAGCAUAUAUUCAGAUGGUUCGUACAGAGAUUUAGAUCGGUACAGUAGUAAAAAUGACUUUAAAGAUUAUGAACUACAAAAAGAUAUGGAGGCAUAUGCUAAGAACAAUGAAAUGCGCGAAUCUGACAAGCAAAUGAGACAAUACCACGAUGCACAAUGGCAGGCUAAUCAGCCGUCUGAUUUUCGAGAAGCAGAAAGAUAUAGAAAACCCGAAGAUGACAAAGCGAAGAGUCAAUCCCCACCUUCCGAUUAUAAUAACCAAACACAAAGAAAUAAUGUAAGCGUAGUUUCGCCAAUGAAAUCUAGUGAAUCCAGUACUCCUAGUGUGAAAUCACCGUCUUCUGAAAGUCGAAGAAGCAGCAGUGGUAACCAAGCGCUACGAUCUCCAAUCGCGCAAAGGAUUCCUUCUGCCCCUGUUGCGAUGUCUGGAAUUUUGUACAAGCAGGGUUCGGAUGGACUUAAAGUUUGGAGAAAACGAUGGUUCGUUUUGUCUGAGUACUGCUUAUUCUAUUACAAAAGUCACGACGAAGAAAAAUUAUUAGGUUCUGUUUUGCUUCCUUCUUAUAAAGUGUCUGCUUGCACUGCCGAGGACAAAGUUAUGAGAAAAUUUGCAUUUAAAUUGGAACACGCAAAUAUGAGGACGUAUAUACUGGCAGCUUUGGAUCAGGAGGCCAUGACAAAAUGGGUAAAGGCAUUGACAAUGGCUGCUCUUAUGCAAAAUUUCAUUGAUCAACCACAGAAGCAAAGUGAUCGAAUGGUUGCUAAAAAUGAAGAUGACGAAGAUGCAGGUCCUACGUAUGCAAAUGCCCCGCCUAAACCGAGAAGAUCUAACGAUGGCUACAAUUCACCCAGUCCGGAUAUGUACGAUCCUAACUAUGAUUUACUUAAAAAGCCAGCAUCACACUAUAGCCAAGGCACUAACAACACUCGCUAUCAGGAUCAUACUAAUUACCCAAGCAGCCCAAUGCAAGAUGCUGCAUACACACGCUCUCCACAGUCACCACCGGUUCAGCAGCAACCUCAAUACCAAACAAAACGAUCAUACGAUACUCAUAACCUUUCUUUGCCAUUGACAAAUACAAUAACGGAAAGACUCGAAAGCAAUCAGUACGGUUCAUCGUCCAUGUAUCGAUCUAAUCCACAAUCUCCUUAUUUUGAUAAUAGGAAUAGAAAUCAGCAACCGCAACAGCAACCUAUCCAUGACCCAAAGGCAAAUAAUGACGCUAACAUAUAUGAACAACGAAUGCAACGGAAUCCAUUCUUACAAGACAAUGAACAAAUUGAAACACCUAGGGAUAGAGAAUCCCAAAUGAAGAAUAACCAAUCAAUGACAGAAGAAAAUCGUCAAAGUCAAGAAUCUACACCUAACGCAUCUAACACUUACAAUAAAGAUGUAUAUGGGGAACUUAAUAGACCUAGCAGGUCUGGUAGCAGUGUUAACGAAAGAUUAAUAGAAAGAAGAACGCCUGACGCUUAUGGACGAGCAGCCUCGGUAGCUUACAACAAGGAAAAAGUUGAGGAUUAUGAAGAUAUCUACGGAAAUGAAAAUGAAUACGGAAAAACCUACGCAAAGUCACCUAAGCAACAUCAAGCACGGGAUAAUGUCAGCAUAUCUAGUCACAAGCAAGCACAAGACCAAGUUCCCAAUUAUCCGCAAGAGAAGACUUUUAGCGGACCGGCAGUUUUAAGAAGAAAAAAGAUGCAGGCAAGCGGAAUCCAGCCUCCGAUGCCACGACCUCACAGCGCAGAUUUCCUUGAAUACGAAUCUAAAAAUGAGGUCUUAAAUAAAACGGUCCCGACGAGGACAGUUACUGAUCCUCCUCGGCAGCCGCAGCGACCUAAAUCUAGCCUCGAUAUCAAUUCAUACUACGACCCCAGUUCCGACAGGUAUUACUCGGAAGAAAGCUACGCGGAAAAAAUGCGACAGUCCGCACAAUAUUUGCAGCAACAGGCUAUGGGGUCGCGCAACAUUCAAAUUCCAUUAGCCAAAUAUGCUAGUGGAUUAGCUGAGAAACAGCUGAGUUCGGCCUAUUCCCAGAUUACCAAUAAUAAUUACGAACCUGACACUGGAAUCAAUAGAAGCAGUCGUGAUAAUGUAAGUUAUAAUUCAAAGUAUAGUGAUAUCGAAGGUUUGAAUUCUAAUUGGACGUUGAAAGAAAAAGAAAGUCAAAAGGAUUAUCUGAAUAGAAGUGGCAGCGUUAUGAGUGACAGUUCCAAUGUAAGUGGUUAUGUAAAGGACGUUAAUAGAUUCGAUCCCACCGCGGAUGGGUUCAUGAGAUCCGCAAGUGCGCGUUUACCCUCGACCACAGAGAAAGAAGGCGAAAAGAAAAUACAACAGCGCGAAGAAUCUAUGAAACGGCUUCUUGAAUGGAAGCAAAGGAUGUUACAAAGUCCAUUGACAAGAAAAAGUACACCGGCUACUAUUUCUCUUGCUCGUUCUCUUAACCAUAGCAGACAGUCAUUGAGAUCAGAUCAAUUUAAGCCCAAAACAUACACAAAUGCAUCAUACAACAGUUAUUCUUCAGACGACGAAGAGGAAACAACGGGCACUGAUCUGCAAAUACCGAGAGAUACGCAGGCAGGAAGGUCCCAUAAACAGAACAUAAGCCCCAUUGUAAUGCGACCAGAUACACAUGCGCCCUUCGUCGCUCAGCCUACAUCAAAUAUCCUUACUGAAGUUAACAAAGAUAAAAAUGAUGAAAAUACUUACGAAAACAUUAAUUGUUCAGUCAAAAAUAAUUUUGACUGCGAUAUAGCUAGGGAGAAAAGUGAUGUGCAGAAUUGUGAGACAGCGAGCCCUGAAAACGCAAAUGAAGUUGAUAAUAAUAGUGGUUAUGAGACACAUGACAGUGAAUCGGAAUCAGAAACACAUAUUGAAUAUACAGAUAACGAUCUAGACGAAGUUUUAUUAGCAUCUGACAACGACAGCAAAAUUGUUGAGGAUUUGGUUUUAAAAACUUUGCAAAAAACAGAUGAUGGAAAUGAUGUUGAACAACAGGCAACAGAAAAAUCUGAUACACCUCCCGUCCGCCCUAUAGGCGAGGAACAUUAUCUUCCUAUGAGUCCACGUAAGACUUCCACGUUGGAGCCUCCUCAUAAAACAAUACUUCAGAAUCUAAGUGUGUUUGAUGACACUAUGCCUCAACAUUACGAAGAUAAUCCGUACGUUGAAAUGAAUUUAGGCAACGAGGAAGAUGAUAUGCAAACUUAUGAAAUUGUCUGUGUGAACAACGGUAAAGUGGAGCCUGUUUAUAUGGAAGUAAAAAAUGGAACGAUUGAAGAAAAUGAAUCAGAAAGUGUCACUCUUAGAGAUAAAUCUAUUUCAGAUACGGCUUCGAACUUUGCUGAUACAAAGCAACAAACACUAAAAAGAGUUUCCAAAGGCGACAAAACGAAAGAAAGAUCUGAUUGCUCUGAUGCAGAUGAUGAAUCGUCAAGAGAUUUUUCCCUCGAUACACCUUUUAAUAGAAUGAGCAUUUCAGACACCUUCAGACCGGCAUCGUACUAUCUUAGUGAUAGUAAAACUACAUUACAUCUACAAGAUAGCUCUGAUAGCGAAGUAUAUCCUCCACCACCAAUCCCUAGUUCAUCGCCACCUUGCGAAGAACUUUCCGGUGAAGCGUUAUCCAGAUACAUUUUAGAUAAAUUGGAUAAAUCGGAUAUACCACAGGACAGUUCAAUUUUGAAAAUGUUGACUAGUGAAAAUCAGAAAAAGAUUAAUGCUAAAAGAAAAACAACGUCAUUAAUGAUAUACGGUAGUCGUACUUCAAUUCACGACACACUCACAAGAGGGGAAAAAAUACGUAACAGUAGGGCUAGUUUGGUAAAUGAAAAACAAAAUUUUAAAGAAGGACCUUCCACUUUCCACAAUAAUUUAAUCUUCGAAAAAAAUCCUUGUUGUGGUUUAGAUAACGACUCUGUGCGUAAUAUCUUUAAUGCUGAUAGAGGGUCGUCGAGAUUGUCCUUGGAAUCUGAUGUAAGCAGUAAAUUCGAUAUAACACCUUCAAAUAUCUCCUCUGAAGUUACAAGUCUUGGAAGUGAUUCAAUGAUGGAUUUGAAUAAUAGCAGUCAAAGAGACAUAGAAAAUAUGAUUAAAAGACGACCUCUUUCCGACGAUUCACUUUUUGAGUUAACUUCAUCUCAACUUUACCAAAACCAUGAUCUCAUUUCCAAUGCUGACCUUGACAAAUAUUUAGAAAAUUUACAACCCUGUUCUAGCAAUGUUGGUGAAAAUAGUUAUGAAAAUACAAGCUUUGUCAGAGAUUCAACACGCGAUGAUGUAGUUCAUAGUGAUGAUGCCCUACCAACGCAGUCAUUCACAGUAGCACACCAACGUAGUUCCAGUACGCCUGUGAGGAACGGUAAUGCUGCGGAUGAUAAAGUAGAUAUUGGUAUUCAAUACAGAAUUCUUGAACAACACGUCUCGGGUUAUGUAGGAUCUCAAAGUUCUUGUAGUUCUGUUGGUAUCACUAAAUCUCCAAUAUCAUUUUACUGCAAGAACACUGAUGAAGGGACUUUAAUAAGAAAAAACUUAAAUAAAAAUUCUACGGCUAAUAAGAUAAAGGAAUUCGAAAACGAGAAAUUGGCGCCUAAACCAGAAAUUGACACGAAUGCUUCUUCAACAACCACAGGCUUUCACAGUAGAGAAAGUUCUACAGAACACAGUGCACCUUACUAUUAUUCUGAUCUUUCUUCGCAAGAGCAUAUUAAUGUAUUACCUACUUCUCAUUUCUUGAAAAAUACUAACCUUCACCGUAAACUUAAUAAUCAAAGACGAAGAGGUCCUUUACAUAAGAAAAAUGAAAUAUCACAUAUACACAAUCCAAUUCGUAACAAUCACGUUCUGAUGUCUGACCGUUCUUUUGAAUUAGCUUCGUCGGCGAGAAGCGUUUCGGUAGAAUUUUUGAGUGCAGCUGACAAGGACUCCGAUAUUGAUAUGAAAAAUAUAUACGAAUCUACCGGUGGUAAAAGUUCUAAGAUUCCUGAGUCGAUGAAUUUAAUAUCGAGUCUAGGUUGCAAGAGCUCUAGCCAAAGAAGGAUUGAUGAUAGUCAAUCAACAGACCUUAGUAUACUGAAUAAUGCCUCUAUGAACACAAGUUCAAUACAGUUAUCGUCAGCUAGUAUGUCGUCACACUGUAGUGGAAAUUCAUCUAAUACUGUUUAUUAUGAUGCCGAAGCGGAUGCUGGUGCAUACGAAAACGUUUUAUGCCAAGGAGAGAAACAUUGGGAUGAAGAUUCUCUGUGGAGAGAUAAUUUAAGGCGGGUCUCACACCGACACGCUCGGUCUAUGGACGACUUGGAUACGGUUCAAGUGGAAACAGAACCUAAUCGUAUAGGAUCGGAUGCGUGUUGUAUGCAUAGUAUUAAACGUAUUAAGAAAUGUUCACCCAGCAAAAUAAAUCGAAACGUAACAUAUGUAAAUUGUAAUAUACAAGAACAGGUGCAACGACGUAAAGACGUUAAUUUAGAUACAAAAUGUAUGUAUUCAGAAGAAGACGUUAAAGUUGAUGACAAUGAUGUUUACGUUAGUUUAGCCGAAGAUUCUGAGCAAUGCAACGAACAUUCUGAUGAAGGAGUGUAUGAACAAUUAGCGAUCGGUUCCUCUAUUUCAAGUUUACCGCCAGAAAAGGAAAGUCAAAAAUGUGUUGUAGAUUGUAAAAGUACACGAAAAAAGUUUGAAAUUGAUAGAGAAAAUUUAAGACAAUGGGACUUAAUGUCUAGUGGUUUAAUGAAAGGUCGGGCGGGAGGGGCGCAUUGUGUCGGGGUAAAUGUGGUUGUGGGCACAGUUCACACGGACACCGGGACAGACAGGUCAAGCAAUGACGAUACUUCAACGACAAUGCCCGGCACGAAUUUGGAAUCGACUAUAAAUAAUAACACACCUCAACAAACAUUGUCAAAGAAAGCUUUUCUCGGGAGCAACACUUCGAUCGGCCGAAGCAAUAGAGAUGCUAACAUACCGGUCCGCGCGGUCAGCCCUCGUGUGAGAUGGGUCGAGGAAAAGCAAUCAAAUGAUAACUUAAUACAACAGCUAUCAGCGUCGCAACAAAAUUUAAAUAAUUUAAAUGCUGGACAAGAUACAUGGGCUUUAACACGAUCACCCUCAAGGACAUUACAACAACCAAUUAGUGCAGUCAGCCCACGCGUUCGGAGAAAUGAUAAUGAUGAUUUGCAAUAUACGCCGAGUGGGCAAGAGUUGUCUGAAACGCCCACCGCUGGAGAAUUGUUGGGAAGGACUCAUGAAGAAUUGGUAUUGCUUCUCAUACAAUUGAGACGACGGCAUACAGCUACUCAUCGUUCUAUAGAGCAAUGCUGUGCACAAAUUAGUAGCAUAGAGGAUUGUCUUAGCUCCCUUAAAGCAUUAGAGCGUGAGGAGAGUCUGCAACGGUUGGAGCAGCUGAAGAAGCAGUUAAUGGAUCUGGAGUAUCAAUAUGAGAAGAGCAAGCCUCUGGUGCAGCUGGUCGACAACAUGGUGAAGCUCGGCUCACUCUACAAUAGACCUGGGUCUACUAUCGAACGCCUGGAAAGAAACCAGCGAUUACGGCAGAAGGUGCUAGCUGAACACGCACUGGAGCAACAAAGGUGGUUGGAGAGUGCGGCCGCUGGGAAGUCCUUGGAGACGGAAGCGGCGCGGUCUCGAGUCGCUGAGCUGUGGGCGCUGGAACAAGAGCUGGCGGACGAGGCGGCAAUACUGCAGGGGUUGAAGACUGAUAAAGACACCAUUGAUACUUUACUUACCGGUGUACGCAGCAAGCUAGCCAGCGCGCCGCGCGGGGCGGGUGCGGGGGGUGCGGUGGGUGCGGGGGGUGCGGCGGGUGCGGGGGGUGCGGCGGGUGUGGGGGGCGGUCUGGAGGCGGAGCUGACGCGAGUGCACGCCCUACUCGCGCACAAUUCUAAGAAAUUGGAGCAGACGGUGGCCGACAAUGCGCGGUUGGAGCGAGAACUUCAGCAGCUGCGACGUGCGCUACAGGCUCGACGUGCGAACGCGCCGCCGCAUGCGCCCGCACACACCGCGCACACCGCACACACCGCACACCCCACUGCGCUGCUCGAAGACGAGGUGUCUCGUGUGCAGCAACUAGUGUCGGCUCUGCAGCGACAGAGACAGGAGUUGUCGCGCGCGGUGCGACAUCUGACGCAGCAGUCGCGCGUCUUGCAGACAACGCACGACUCCAUGCCAGGUAAACGUCGCCCAAUAACAUGUUGGCAGGAAACGAAUUUAGAUACCGGCCAUACGAUAGACCACGGACAAUCGGAGUACGACUGGGCGCGAACUUUGCGCGCGCCCGGACAACGCGAACACGACCACGAAUUCGAGCGCGAACUCGAGCAUAGACUCGAACGUCAGUACGAACAUAGAGCCGAGCGUCAGUACGAACACAGACUUGAACAAGAGCGUGCACCUCUGUAUGUGGACACGCGGCCGUCUGCCGCAGAACUACCUCUCACUAUGCCACUCAACAGUGAUGACAUGCAACAUAAUGCUUUCAGUAAUUUAUCGAAUGUAGAGAAGCAAGAAAUAAAAACGGUUCGUAUUGUGAAACGUGAGAGCGAGAGACGUCAGAGAGAUAGAGAGAGAUCACUGCAGCCGAUGUCGGAAUGGCCAAACGCCAACAUAACGGCCAACAUCGACCAGUUCCUGGAGGAGGAACUCAUACAGCCAACAAACUAUACCCGGGCUUCUUCUGUACCACGUACUGACUACAAAUACGAUGACUACUACAAUAAACCACAAAAUGUAGAUCCGACAAAUUACUUACGUUAUAGCGAGAAAAAUAUGGAACUCAGUCCCAAAUUCCCUUCAAGUCCUUCACUUUCAAACUACGAUUAUUCACGAGACGUUUCUUCUAUGAGUAGUAGUUACAACAAAAGUUACGAAAGAUCCGGCUAUGAUAGGACCAUUUCUCUAUCCACACAAUAUUUAAACAGCCCAACUGACAGUUCCCGGACUUUGACAAACGAUCCAUUAUCAAAGACGAGUAGUAUUAUGAGUUUAACUAGAUCGAAUAUCGAAUUAUCUCCGAUAUUUAAAAGUGAAGCUGCUAAACAAAUCAUAACUGAGGUUUCCGAUGGACAUAAGAACGGAUCUUUGCACAGAAGACAGGUGCCAAAGGAGAAGAGGCGUCAUUAUACUGCACCCCAUCAUCUUAGUGCGAAGACUUUGAAUGAAAUGCCAAAAGACGUUUAUAAUCAAGAUGGCAGUCGUUCGCUGGAUGACGCGGACAUGGAGCGUGCAUUACGCGGCGCGGCGCCGGACGUUGUGCGUUCCGCGUUACCGCGCCGCGCCGAGCAAUCUAUCGACCAGCUGCUCGCCGCGCCACAGAAGAUACUCAUACCAGAGCGGUACAUACCUGAAAAGCCUCCAGAACUUUCUCCUGAGGAGCAACAAAAACGACUAGAGAAAGUUGAAUCAAUCAAGAAAAUGCUAACCGAUUCUUCUGCAGAAACUGCAAAGAGUCCUGACGGCGACGAGAAGAGGCAACGUGAACAUUUGCUCCAGAUGAACCAGAUCCUAGCCAAGCAGGUCACAGAAAUGAGCAAAAUUAUAGCCGUGAGGGCUUUAGAAGAACUGCCGUUACGAGAAAAUGGCGAGGAUUCGGACGAACUAUCGCCAGAUGUGGAGUUACCAAUUUACCAACAAAGAGAUAACUACUUCACUUGAAUUUACCCUCAAACUAUCUUGAACAUGAAAAACAUCGACAAACUUUUCGGUCAAACACGAUUGUUCAAAUAAUCAGAUAAAAACUAAGUAUGGAAUUUAAAAUAAUGUUGUGAACUUGUAAUUGAACAUCGAAAUUUACAUAUCUUUGUGUCUCAUAAAAAUAUGUGUAUUACUGUGUUUCCAUAGUUGUUGUACUUGUAAAAAAACAUAUUAGCCCCCUCAUUAUCUUUGAACAAAACACAGCGGUAAAAUCUAAUGCUUCGGCUGGAAUUUCCCGGUUACAAUUAAUUGUUGUUACGAAUAUUGUAUAUAUAUAUUUGUGAUUGAAACGACGUUUUUGUGUCAUAAAUCUA
Messenger RNA from Papilio machaon (common yellow swallowtail), 9901 nucleotides. RefSeq lists its product as uncharacterized. The coding region runs from base 24 to 9548 and encodes 3174 amino acids. The record is from RefSeq and is a predicted model, not a curated record. Lineage: Eukaryota; Metazoa; Arthropoda; Insecta; Lepidoptera; Papilionidae. The transcript is spliced from 23 exons.